Pungitius pungitius (ninespine stickleback) is the source of this 2299-nucleotide messenger RNA. It is a transcript of the gene gpr39, whose product is annotated as G protein-coupled receptor 39. Lineage: Eukaryota; Metazoa; Chordata; Actinopteri; Perciformes; Gasterosteidae. Gene Ontology annotation, molecular function: G protein-coupled receptor activity. Gene Ontology annotation, biological process: G protein-coupled receptor signaling pathway. Bases 391 to 1656 code for a protein of 421 amino acids. Gene Ontology annotation, cellular component: membrane. The transcript has 2 exons. The record is from RefSeq and is a predicted model, not a curated record.
GUUUGCUAACUGAGGUAAAACCAACCCCUCCGGACUGGAACCUGAGACGCCUCUCAGGGAUCCCAGAUGAUCCUCAGGAGCUACAGGAGCUGCACCGUGGCUCGGCCCACACCCUGGACGUUGGUGAUAAGACACUAAAUAUUUACAACAAAGUAGAAGUAUAGAAGACUCCUCACAUUUUCUUCAAGCCGUGAUUUGGAUCAUACCUCUCCUGGGAUUCUUUCUUUCAAGAAUCUGGAUUAUUUACACAGAAAGAGAAAGCGGUCAAUGUGAGUCGUUACCUUGGAAACCAGCUCACUUCUGGGUCCUGGCCGUUACACACAGAGACUUCGCCCAGCAGACCUGAUAAGGACAAAAUCAAUACCUGGGACAUCAGAGCUCACCGUAACCAUGAUUGAGGACACGGAGACAGCAGAAAAGAAAGACUGGAGUGAGCUUGAGCCCAGCUACUCCGUCAAAAUCUUCCUGACAAUCUUCUACAGCCUCAUCCUGGUGACGGGUAUCCUGGGUAACUCGAUCACCAUCAGCGUGACUCAAGUGCUGAAGCGUAAUGGCUACCUGCAGAAGAAUGUCACCGACCACAUGGUUAGCUUGGCCUGCUCGGACCUGUUGGUGCUCCUCAUUGGGAUGCCAGUGGAGCUCUACAGCGCUAUCUGGUUUCCAUUCUCUACGGCAGAAGGGAACGUUUCCUGUAAGAUCUACAACUUCCUGUUCGAGGCUUGCAGCUACGCCACAAUCCUCAACGUGGCCACGCUUAGCUUCGAGCGCUACGUGGCCAUCUGUCACCCGUUCCGCUUCAAAGCCUUCGGUGGCAGGCGAACCUCUGUCCUGAUCGCCUUCGCCUGGCUGGUGUCGGUGCUGGUGGCUCUGCCCUUGCUGGUUGCCACGGGAACACAGGGACACAUUCCCUUGCGGUCAGACACACCGGCCCAGAAUCUGACUUUCUGUACGAAUCUGAGGGAGCACUGGGUGAUGUACAGAGUCAGCAUCUUUUUGGCUUUCAUUGUCUACAUGGUUGUGUUGAUCUGUGUGGCCUUCAUGUGCCGGGCCAUGGUGCUCGUCCUGCAGAAACCUUUGCAGUCCACGGACGGCGCCGUCCAAGGAGCUGCAAGAGAGCCCAAGCACGAAAGUUCAAAGGUCAAGGCAGCCAGGAGGCAGAUCAUCAUUUUUCUUGGCCUCAUCGUGGGAUCCUUGAUGGUCUGCUGGCUUCCCACCCAGAUUCGUCGCCUGAUGAUGGCGGCCGUGCCCAAGUCCGGCUGGACCACCUCCUACUUCCGGAGCUACAUCACUCUCCACCCUGUGGCCGACUCCUUCUUCUACCUCAGCUCCGUCCUCAACCCAUUCCUCUACAACCUCUCCUCCAGACAGUUCAGGGAGGUUUUCGUUCAGGUGCUGCGGUGCCGCCUCACCAUCGAACACAUCAACAAGCGCACGGUGCGGAACGCCAAGGCGAACCCCGCCCGCUCCUUACGGCCCCUGCUGAUCAACUCGAUGCGUCGCAGCAGGGCGAAACGCGCCAGCCUUCCACGGGAGGAAAGCGCUCCCACUCAGAGGGACUCAGGAGUGGCCUCAACUACACAAAUCCUCAGCCUGACUGAAGAGUACCACGACGGUCCCCGAAGAGCCACAAACGUACCAUCAGAGACUGAAAUAUAGUGUGCUGCAGAAUUUAAUGUGACAGAAUGAACGGUAAAGUGAGAGCUGCUUGUGCUGUGCCAUCACGAACAAAUAAAAACAUACUACUUAUACAGAGUGAAUCUGCAAGAACUUGUUAUCAAGAGAGAAAAUGAUUCCACUAAUGUUGAAAUAUUCAGUUAGCAUGAAGAACCCUGCAACUCAAGUUAAAGGGCAGAGCGUUUGGCAUCUCGUGGGUCACUUUAACACAAGAAGCACAUUUAUACAUCUGUAAAAACGUACUCGUUUCAGUCCCUUCAAUUUAAGAAGUCCAGCCAGCAUGAAGUAACAUGACUAAUAACACCUUCUUUCAUUAGAACAAACUGAUUGAAUGUCCCACUGAUGAGACUAAAAGACAACCAUGCUGGUAAAACACAGCAAUCUCCUGUUUUAAAGUGUGCACAUUUUAUCAGGGUCUCUGAAUUCAUUUUUGGAAUUUCUUCCGUAGUAAUAUACUUAAAGUUUAUUCUGAAAGUACACCAUUGAGCCACAUGAAGGAACCUUGUUUAACUGAUAACAGCAUCUACAUUUUUAGUUGAUGAUUGAAAAUAAUGAGAUUGUUGAUCUGGUCACUUAAAACAUAAGAGAAAAAAAACAAUUAUGUUUAAAUAGCACAUGCAUGCAG